GCCCAAUAAGGGCUAAAUCUGCAGGGAUGCAAUUUCCAUUUUUUAAGACAAGAAGAAAUAAAUGUUCUCGAGUAGCAAUAGACCCGAGCACCAGCCUAGCAGGCCUUUGAACAUUGCUGUGAGUACUUCUCAGCUGCUCUUCACACAGGUCUGACCACAGAAAAUGUCAGGCUUCAGUUACCUCAUUAAACACAGAUGCAAAUAGCAACGCUACUUGCAAGGAUACAUCUCCCUUUAGUGUUCCCAGGUGCUCCUGGCCAGCAGGAAGGCAGUGACUGCCGCAGCCCAGCCAGGGAGGCAAGCUGGGUUAUAAAUGCACAGCGAGCACCAGUGCUGGGUGUGGAGUGUGGGGGUGAGGCUUUAGCAGCCUGUGCAGAAAUAAAUCUGCAGAAAAUGUGUUUGUGCCUUGCUGAAUUAAGGAGCAACCAGUCCAGCUAUUUGCUGCCUCUUCGCUGGGAUUUUUAUGCUUACUCAGGACUCUUCCCUCACCUGCCCAUGCAGUCUCUCGGGCUGAGGUGGGUGCUCAGCGAGCUGACUUUCAUCCGGAGCCUGCACCGCUCCUGGAGGUGCCAGGCAUCCUCCGCUCCCGUUGACUUCAGCCCGCAGGAAUGCGUGGCAGGCCCUGCCUUGCACGUCAGCCAGGAAGCGGCCAGCCAAAUGAGACGUUCCUGGCUUGUUUUCCUAGAAAAAUGGAGCCUUGUGGAUUGGCGGUGGAUGAGAAUGUGGGUAUGUGUGGCUGUGCCUGUCUGUGCACCCCCGCACCUUGUGAAGCCAGUUUGGUGGGGAGGAAAAGCACCCAGAAUUUUAAAUAUCCAGAAACUUUUAUGAAAAUGGGAGGCUAGCCCCGAAAAGGAGACCCUGCGAGCCCCUUCCUGGUAGGAAUGAUGCAACGUGCCUUCGUGAAUCUACUUUGACUGGAAAAGCAGGCGCCAGCCUCAGCGAUGCCUUCCUCAGGCUGGUGGUGUGAUGGUCUCAGCCACCUCCACCGCGCUCCUGCUGCGGCACUGCAGGUGCUGCGAGACCCCCGUGAGCACCACCGCCCCCAAAGCGGUCCCACAGCAGCGUCCUGUCCCCAGGGCCUCUCCCCCUGCCUGGCCCCUCACACCUUGUCCUCAGGGGUGGUCCCCAGUCUGUGCUGGCAGCCGGUGCCUUUAAAAGGGAAGCAACUCGUCCUCUUUAGCUUAUGAGAUCAGAAACAGGAGGAUACUUUUCCCCUGGGGUGAGGACAGCGAUGGAGGCAGGCUGCCGGGCAGUCUCGUGCGGCAGGGAGCUGUGGCAGCCGCUCUGCAUGGUGCUGGGUCCCUGUGGCUGGCAGCUCAGCGCAGCCAGGCCGGUACUGCUGAUGCUGCUGUGGGGAAGCUGUGCUCCGUCUGCUUGGCAGGGGAUGGAAAAAAACACAUUUUGCAAUGGGUGACGGAAUUAAGCUCCGUCUGUCAGGACAGGUGCAGCGGUUGCAGUGCUGCUUGCCGUGCCCUGCUGGGAAUGCCAAACCCCGCUGUGCCCGGCUGCCACGUGGCGCUGGGAGAAGUCCCUGCUCAGUGCUGCUGUGCCACCAACCAUGGUGCUGCUGCCGGUCCCUCUGCAGCCUGGGGACAGCGGGGAGCAGCUAAAGGGAGCCCGGGGGCUGGAAUGAGCUGCGAGCACAUGAAUUCAUGGUUCUCAGGCCAAGAGCUGAGAACCAGCCUUGGCUGGGUAGCCCACGCUGAUGUGCAGGGCUCUGGCUCUGCUGCUUGGCAUCUGCAUUUCUGCUUCCACAGGGGCUUAUCUCAAAGCCUGAGCUGCUGGCUAACAGGCAUUCUGCACCCACCAGCUGAAGGAGGAGAGGCUGUGGCUGCUCUCUGUACGGAUGUUAGGAGGUAAAUCUUCCAAAGGAGGAGUGCUGUUACACUGGAGAACUGUGUGCAAGCACAAAUGUGCACCAAUUGGCUGCUAAUAAACCUAGUCGAGAAACCAGAAUAUUCCUAACCAUGCAGUGAGCAAGGGUCUGAAACAGCCUCUGACAGAGCCGCAGGGCCAGAGCCUGCGGGUGCUCCUGCCUGCUCAGCUCCCCACGGCGUGGUGCUGCGGUACGGGGGCAGCGCAGGCACCACGGGGUCUGGAGCCCCCCAGGAGCGAGGUCUGGGGCCAGCCCUGGCCGUGCAGGCUGCCUGCUCCGUGCUGCCCGCAGGGUGCCUGGGGACGGGCUGCCCCUGCUGCGGGGAGACACAGAGUAGCAGAAAGGAGGAAAGCUUCCUUCUGCUAACACACAAUUAUGGUUAAUGUGGCAUGCUGAUAUUUCCUCGUAUUCACCACCACUUUUACUGUGGUAAUGCCACUAUCUCCUCACCAUUAGGUCUCACAACUGCUUUGUGAUUCCUUCCCUUUCUCUUUGUGCAGCCAGGAGGUGUCUAAGUGCUGGUGAGUUUUUCCCAGCAUUUAUAUUAAAAAAUAAUUUUCCACAGGCUAGCAGCAAGUAGCUCUGUCUGUGACUUCAUGCAGUAUCUUGUCUCUCCUGCUUUUACUUCAUCUCUUCAGCACACACACACAGGGCCCUCUUCAACUCCAUUAAAUUAUUGGCUAAAAUUAUCUUCUUGACCUUCUGAUCUGAACCUUUCUGCUUGCUACUCCCACACUGAAACAAGUUUAAUGCUUGUGUCCUUCCAAGCUUCUACCUUGCUCCUUUGCUUCCUUCGUAUCUGCCCUGCCCUCUGCUCCAUGCCUGCCUGCUCCAUGGCCCUCUGGCCUCUCUUUGUGUCUGCCAAAGCUGGCUCGGGCCCUUUUGUGUCCCCUCUCUGCCUUACCGUAAGGAGCCGAUGUUGUGCUCAGAGUAAUGCGACCAGUGGGGCAGGGCUGUGGCAUUCCGGCACUGCAGUAGCUGAAGCCGUGAGGCCUUUCCACAUCCCUGCAUGUUGCCUGCCCGGUGCUUGCACAAGGACGGGCACUGCAGUGCUUGCUGUAAGGAAAUAAAAAUGGGCAAAGCACAACAAAACAUUUUUCAGCAAAAUGUGCAGGUGGAAACAUGUCCUCGCAUUGUUGCAGGGCAGUUCGCUCUUGCUUUUCUAUCUGUCCUAGUUUGUACAUACCCGGCCUUGUUGCAAUAGAUCUAAACCAGCAUGUUACACUCCUUAGGGCAAGGGCUGUCCAUCUCUUUGUUCUGCAAAGCCAGCACGCUUCCAACAAUCAGUUAAUGUUUCUUGACGUGGAGAGGAGGAUGAAGACAGGGUGCAUGCUUGAAAGACAGAUGUCAUUAGAAUUCAUUGGAAAAAAGGCUGAAGUAAAGCACAGUGCGGUGAUAACCCAGAUCACGAAACAAUGAUUUCACUGCUGUAUGCAAAAUCGCUGUUACAUCUUUGGUGAGGACUGACUGGCUGCGGGAGACAAGCCCGGGCUGAUGCAGGAGAGCAGAGCGAGCGCUGCUGAGCGAGUCCCGCUGUGCUCCAUCCUGUCCCAUCCCUGCCCUGCUCCCGGCUCUGUGCCGAGCGCUGCCUCCCUCAGCACUGCUGUGGUGCUCCCCUGCAGGAGCGAGGCUGAUGCGGCCUCAAAACCUCUGCCUGGAAAGCCCCAGCCGGGCACACGCGGGGUGGGAAGGUUGGGGAGUGCGGCCCAGGCAGCCGCAGGCGGCUUGGAGCCAGAGGAAAGCUGUGUGAUACUGCUCCAAGGAUGGGAUUGUUCUAACACGAAAAUUACAGGGCCGUGGCAGGUUUGCUGUGUUGUGACAGCACCUGUAAGUAACUGUGUGUCCUGGAAGCCACUUUGCUCGUCUAGCAAACGUAGCUUGUGACUGUGGUGCUCUCAUUGCUGCUUUCAACUUCUUUUCCUGUUUGAUUGUUCCCUUAAUCAAAAGAAAAUGAACACCAAUUAAGCUAUCUUACAAAGUGUGAUUUGUGUCAAUUAAGACUGCUGGUGUGCCUUUGAAAAGCAGUGAUGCUGAGGCCUGGUUCACGCAGGACAUGUAAGAGAAAGGGGUGGAUCAAGCUUCUCGAGUAAAUGCAGAAAGAGCUGAGCUUGAUUAAUGCAAAUCAAGGUGUUCUUAUAAAGUGAGAUCCUCCCGUUUGAGAUAGGACGGCAGCCUGACGUGAACAUUACAGAAAUGUUUUGGAAAUGCACAGGGUGUGUCCGGGGCUGUGUGUUUAUGGGCAUGUUCGUGCAGGUUCCCUCUGCAGAGCGCAGCCCUCGCACAGCCCCAGGCACCGCGGGGCAGCGCCUGCCCCAGCACGGCCCGGCCGGCACAGGAGGGCUGCUGCAGGAGGCUUCUGCCAAGGGCCGAGCGUGUGCUCCGUGUUUAACAACAAACACGCUUCUGAACGGCCUGCCUAGUGGGUCAUGAACAGGAAUUAAAUGAAGUGUUGGCAUUUGAAAGAAGAGAGAUUUGAAGUAUUGCUGUGUGUACCUGAUCAACCAGGUAUUAGAAGAUCUUGAAAAGCCUGCCAGCAGUUGCUUUAUGGGCGCAUGUUGCAUGAAGCACUCUUCGUUUUUCCCCUCAGAAGGAGAGGGGCACGGUGACCGAGCACCUCCUUCAGCAGCAGGGUGUCAGCCGCGGGCGGGGGGCUCCUGUGCGCUCAGAGGGGAGCUGUGCGUGGGGCACGCGGCUGCACCAGCACCAGGGAAAUGCGGCCCCGCGGGGUGCUGGAGGAGGCCGGGGAGCUGUGAACCCCACGGGGUGCUGGAGGAGGCCGUGUGCCCGCAGCACGGCUCAGAGCUUCCUGCCCAGCAGCUGGGCCCCUGCAGCCCCGUGCUGCCUGUCCCUGGGCAGAGCAGUGACCCAGUGGGGCGGCCACGGGGGUUGCUCCUGGUGCACGGGGCUGUGAGGAGCAGGGGCUGUGCCGCUGGCCUCUCUCAGGAGGCAGCUGGCUUUCAGAAAUUAAAAGCGAACCAGAACGGUCAAAAGGCCUGGAAAGCCAGCAAGAAUUACAAAUAGGGAUUGAAAGCUAAAGAGAGAGAAAAUCUUAAUUAGAUCUCCACCAACCUGUAGAGAAACACAUUUGGAUUAAAAUGAAAUGGAGCUUUGUACUCUCUGGGUUUCCGAGCAAGAAUGGAAGAGGAAUUAUUCACAAUUGCUAUUUGUGAAGCUGGAUUGCUUUUUCUGUGAACUUGUCUUUUUAAAUUUUCACCUUGUCAGAAAACGGUGAAAAGCUGCUGGGAUGGUGUAUUUGGGAUAGUUCUUAUCACAGGACACGGCAGAAACAUUUCCAUGGCUGCAGAACACAGGCAGGGUUUCCCAUUUAAUCCUCUGCUCCCCACGGUAACUCCAUUUCUCAUUUCGUAGGCCAGCCUGUCCACCAUUCAGUAGAGUUCAGCAAAACUUGCCUUCAAUUUCAGCACCACAGAUAUUUUCUCUUUGUGAAUAUCUAUCAAUAUUUAAUACAGUGGUGUCGGUUUUGCCGUAAGAUGAGAGGAACUACUAGCAACCUUGAAUUAUACAUGGUGUGUCUGGGGGAAGCUGCGGAGGGUUUUCUUUUGGGCCCAAAGCUCUUCCAGUUGAUCUCCAGGACCUGCGACUUGAAAUCGUAAUCAUGGAUGAGCACCAGAAGAAGCUCAACCAAAGGACAGAGGGAAGGCCCCGCAAAGUGAGGUUCAAAAUAUCAUCGUCCUACAGCGGUCGAGUGCUGAAACAAGUCUACGAGGACGGGCAGGAGCUGGAGCCCCCGGCCAAAGAGCAGUCCCGGCGUUUCCUCCGGCACAGCUUCGAGCCAGGGGAACCGCCCGUGCAUGGAGGGGACGCGGCAGAAGGCAGGCUGUGCCCGCCAGCCAAGCUGAGUGCCCAGCGGAUCAGCAUAUUCAAAGAGGAUCAGAAAUACAGCCUCGCCAGCACCUCGCCUCUCUUCAGCAACUGCCCCCCCAGUGCCGGCCACUGCAGGGCUUCCCCAGUCAUAGAUUUUGGUAAGAUCAUCAUCUACACAAAUAACCUGAAAAUCAUCCGUGCACCGAUGGACCAGAAAGAGCUCAUGAGAAGAAUCAUCCAGACUGAGGGAAUAAAUGACUGGGCCUUCAUAUACCACGAAAGGAAAGACAGAAUUGGCACUGGACAUAAAAAAGAGGUGGAGAAAAAGGUUGCCUGCAACCAGUAUAUGCAGGAAGGAGAUGCUGAACACGCUUGUUCCCAGUGUAAAGGAUCAGGCUCUGCUCCUUGCUCGCUGUGCCAUGGAAGCAAGUUUUCAAUGCUAGCAAACAGAUUCAGAGAGUCCUACAGGGCUCUCCGAUGCCCAGCUUGCAAUGAAAGCGGCGUGCAGCCCUGCCAGAUCUGUGCCGCAUGACCAGAGCUGCAGCAGUCCACAAGCACUGCACCGAUACUUUGUGGAGAACUUUGAAUUAUUUCAUCUUCAAGCAGCCUUGCUCUAACAGAAAGUUUUUUAAAGAUGAGAAAGGCGCCUUACACACGUCUCCACCGUAAUGCGAACACAGCACCUCUGCUACCAGCUGUUCCUCUUGUUUGUUACACACAUCUGUCCAGCUUUUUAAUCAGCCCAGACCCUGCUUUGCAAACAUGCUGCUUGUAGCCCUGUGGGGUGAACACAUCCAGGCUGCUACAUGACAAGAUCUGCGUAAAUGUCUCCUGCAUCAGGAGCUCGGCCUGGGUCUGCUGGCACUGCCCGUCAGCGCUGCUGGGAGCCGGAUCCCCCCAGCAGGCACCGUGGUAGCGCAACAAAAAGCAGCAGAAAUAGGCGCAGGUUGGGCACGUCGUUAACAGUCAGGGUGUGAAGUGUGUUUGUAUGACAGCAGGGCAGAACCAGAGUGGUGCCUCCGCUGGGUUUUAAUGUGCUGAACAUUUUAACAUUACACCAUCUUUUGCGAUUAACUCUGAACUUGCCUUGCAGUGUCACAAGUGCUUCCCGAAGAUUUUGCUGAUUCUUACAUCUGCUUUUAUGGACACAGUGAUUCCUGUGGGGUCUGAUUUAUGGGGGAAAACUGAAAACUCUUCCCAAAUCUGGAGCUAUUAAAAUGCACAGUAAUUUAUUAUUAUAAAUAGAAGCUAAUGAGUUUUUGGCCUACUUAUGAGGAAGUGCUGAACUAAAAUUCCCCUCUCCAAUGCUCAGCACUUUUCAGGAUCAGGCUGGUGGUGAGCAGGAUUUUUGUUGCUUAAUAUUAAUCCCAUGUUGUAAUCUGCAAGAGGUAAACUCUAAUUAGUUGAGGUGAAGCAAUGAUGCUGAAUACUUUGCAGGCUGCCACUGGUGGUGCAGAACACAAGGGCUUCAAAAGCUGGAGGCAAACGGGGGAAACGUCUUUUUUUUUUUUUUUUCUUUCCUCCCUCCCCAUAGCCUUAAAUCAUUACAUUUCAUAUUCAUGAGUAAUGGUAAUGCAGCCUUAACUUGCAUAUUACCGCUGAGACUGAGGAGUUAAGAGGCUGCUCGCGCGUUCUCGGUGCUGAGGCUGCACGCCGUGGCAGGGCGUUUAUGGCCAAGUUUCUGCUUCUCUAUGGGAGGCUAUAAAACCUCUCCCCAGUACUGGAAUCACUAGAAAUAACGCCCUUUUAGCUCUUAGACUUCCACGUGUCUCCUACUGAAAUUUUUCAGUGGGUACCAGGGGUUUAAUUACAAAUAAACACAAAUGUAGCCUGAUACCGGAUUCGCUUCGUUUAUCCGCCAGGCUCUGUGUGUACCCAGCCAGCAGCCCCCCCCCCAGGCGGCUCCCCCCCGGCGGGCCCGUCUGAUCGCUGCCGCUCUCGUUUAGAACUUGGGCAGCCCCAGAUAAGGAGGAGGCGAGCAGGCAGUGCUGCUGCCCGGUACUUCCAUGUUUACAGUAACACCAGGCGCACACACGCGUUUAGGCAGCGUGUU
Messenger RNA from Anas platyrhynchos (mallard), 7754 nucleotides. It is a transcript of the gene GRXCR2, whose product is annotated as glutaredoxin and cysteine rich domain containing 2. The record is from RefSeq and is a predicted model, not a curated record. Gene Ontology annotation, cellular component: stereocilium shaft; microvillus; stereocilium base. Gene Ontology annotation, biological process: sensory perception of sound. Lineage: Eukaryota; Metazoa; Chordata; Aves; Anseriformes; Anatidae.